AUGUCGCACGUUUGUACAACACUGGUUGUUUCAGGAUGCACUUUCGCGAUGUUUUCAAAUUGUAACGCGCGAAACAACACCUCUGCCAUCCUGUCGGGAAUGCACCGACACGUGCUCGAGAUAACUUGUGACUGCUCUUCUUACUUCUUCUCUUGCUUAUCUUUUAACCCUCACGAUCACUUCUCGUAUGUAUCGUGA
Leptomonas pyrrhocoris is the source of this 198-nucleotide messenger RNA. RefSeq lists its product as hypothetical. The transcript has a single exon. The coding region runs from base 1 to 198 and encodes 65 amino acids. The record is from RefSeq and is a predicted model, not a curated record. NCBI's taxonomy places the organism in Eukaryota, Euglenozoa, Kinetoplastea, Trypanosomatida, Trypanosomatidae.